Messenger RNA from Rhopilema esculentum, 4134 nucleotides. Its product is annotated as QRFP-like peptide receptor. The record is from RefSeq and is a predicted model, not a curated record. Gene Ontology annotation, molecular function: G protein-coupled receptor activity; peptide binding. Gene Ontology annotation, cellular component: plasma membrane. NCBI's taxonomy places the organism in Eukaryota, Metazoa, Cnidaria, Scyphozoa, Rhizostomeae, Rhizostomatidae. Gene Ontology annotation, biological process: cellular response to hormone stimulus; G protein-coupled receptor signaling pathway.
UCCUUGACACAAUGGACGGAAAGAAGAGGUUGAAAUCUGGAUUCAAUUGUUAUUUUUCAUUCAUAUUAAAUACUGUGUAAUUACAAUGGAAUAGUGUUUUUUGUUCUUUUGUUACCCUGUGUAAGUCUUGCUUUGAUUGUAAGUGUUGUUUUCGUUGCUCAAGAUCUUUUUGUUUCAAUGCUAUGGAGAAUUUUUGCUAUUAAAGAAACAUCUUUUGCAACUCCAUAAGAUGAAUUAACAAAGUUCCACUUAUACAGACUCCGGCUUUCAAGAAGCACAAAUAAUAUUGGUGAGCAAGAAUACAUAAUGACAAAUUGUCGCUUGUCAGAUCGAAGGAUGACCUUUGUACUUACCGACUGACGCGUGUCCCAUGGGAUACCUGCCCGGAUUUGAUUUGGUUCCUGUCAUGGAUCACAAAGGAGAGGACAGGUUUGCUUUCGACUCAUAGCAACAGUUAUUUUCUUUGAUUCAAUAAUAACAAAGAGAACAGCCAGUCACCAGGGAAGUAAACAGUUUGUUUAUUUCACUUCUGAAUGAAGGGUGUACGGUACAAAAGGUUGAUGAAAGGAAAACUAACAAACCCAAGAGUGCAUCUGGUGUUGUCUCAUGACGUCACAGCUCCGUUUUGUGCUGUUUGAACAGUACUGAUGAGUUGUUUAGAAGAAGCAUCGACGUUUGAAGUUGUUCUGGUCGUGCAAGAAUAGUAGUGGGUUCUUGUUACGAAGAAAGUUCUACAUAAGGCUGAACAUCAUGGAUGGAAACUCGUCUCUGAAUACAAGCGACACUAAAGCGGAAAUCUUCACAUCAGCUGAAGAUAUAGUCUUAAAAACCUUGUACGUUUUGGUCUCGUUGAUUGACAUUGCUGGCAAUUCAGUUGUAUUCUAUAUAAUCUACAAGAACAAGCGCAUUCAAAACACGGUGAACCUACUGCUGCUCAACCUUUCAUUCUCCGAUAUUAUUGCUGGCAUUGGAGUUUAUCCCUACCUCUUCAUAAAUGUAUCUGACAGCAAAGACUCAAAAUCGGCCAACCUGUUGUGUGGGCUCAAGGAUGGCCUGCCACUUUUCUUUGCAGCAACGUUGGUCAAUUUUCUUACCCUUGGUAUACUUUCUUACAGUCGUUAUAUCUUGAUCAACCACCCAACAAAGCAUAAAUGGAGAAUAAACAAACACAAUAUAAAGUGGAUCGCCAUCGGCACGUGGAUUACCGGUAUAUCAGUGCUAAUACCAAACUUCUUUUCUUACGAAUACAUCCAAGAAGUUGGCAUUUGCAAAGGCUAUUGGCCAAAGGGCGUCAGCAAAACAGCAUUCUUCGCAGUUACUGUCCUUAUUCCGGUGGUACCAUUGGUUUCGUUGAUGUUCACGUACGUGUCCACGAUAUACACGCUAUGGUUCAAGGCUUCAACGCGUCGUCUUACACGAAGUAACUCAGUCUCUGGCGUGCAAGCCAGUCGUAAGAAGGUGACAGCUCUCCUUGGAGUUUUAAUUCUUGCGUUCUUAAUUUGCUGGGUACCUUUUUCUGGGCUGUGGAUAUUAUCAGCUGCCACGCAAUAUUUUCCAAACACUACAGAAGGGGAUAUCCUAAAGCAAAAGGCGGUAAGAUACAUGAUUUUGAUUGCCUUUGUGAACACAUGCUUGGAUCCAGUGAUUUAUGCCUUUGGCAAUCGCCAGAUCAAAGAAGGGGCACGCAAAACACUGAAGACAAGGCGCACGACUAACGUUGAGCCAUCUGCGACUUCAUUUGAGUAGACGGUUUGAGUGAAAACUGAGAAUGUAGCCUCAGAACUAUAAAGUAAUCGAUAAUAACAUUUUAAACGAAUAUGGAAACGGAUCUAACAGCAAUUUAGUUGAAAUCAAGUCCUAUUAGCAUAGGGCUGCAAAGCAAACUUUAUAGCGUGUGGUCAUCAAGAAAGUGUGAUCAAAAAUUUGUUAGUAUUCUUAAAACCAAGUGCAGCAUACGUGGAUUUGAAUACUUCUUGGGAAUAUCAUUCUUAAGAGGGUGGGGGAGCUAGCCGGUUGCCCGUUUCCGUCUAUUUUAAUUUCUAGUUACAAUUUAAGUAAAAAAGUAUAAAAUUCACCCAUAGAGGUGUAUGAAAUAGAGCCUCUCAGUUAACGUCUUUUAACGUUUUGGAAACCGUCUGAAAGCAUAGUAGUUUGGCUUGGUGUGCUCAAAACGAGGACAAGAAAACAAUGAGGAUAGUUGAGCGCAUAAAAAGCAGAUUUUCAUUAAAAUCAUAGUUGAAAAUGGCUUUGAAAAAGCAAACAUUCGAGUAAACCAAAGCUAAAAUCAUAGUUCUACGAAACAUUAUUUUAAUGCGAAUUGGGAUUCGAAUGCAAUUUAGAGCCAUGGGUGUAAGAGUCUUUGAAGACUGCGGCUGGUAGCUAUAGAGCUGGGACCGAUAUGGUGAGCUCUAACUCGAAAAGCAAUCUAUCAACCCUUCUUUUAUUUCCAAUGCUUCUACGCCGAUGUUUGUGAUAUGCAGAUGAGACCAAUGUAAAUGAUACCCUUUUUGAUCAGUAAGCAAUAUUUUGAAAAAUUACUAUGCAACAUCAUUUUAAUGCGAACUGGGAUUCGAAUGCAAUUUAGAGCCAUGGGUGUAAGAGUCUUUGAAGACUGCGGCUGGUAGCUAUAGAGCUGGGACCGGUGGUCAGCUCUAACUCGACAAUUUUGGGUGAAAAAUUGUACAAAACUUUACAAAACCUGUGAAAAGCAAUCUAUCAACCCUUCUUUUAUUUCCAAUGCUUCUACACCGAUGUUUGUGAUAUGCAGAGGAGAUCCAUGUAAAUGAUACCCUUUUUUGAUCAGUAAGCAAUAUUUUGAAAAAUUUCUAUGCAACUGAAUCCUUUACUCUGAUACAGAACAGAUCUGAAAAGAGAAUGUCUACCCUUGAAAAGGAGAGCAGUUCUAAGAACAUGAACACCAAAUCAUUAUCAGGUCAGUAAGGGGCAACUAUCCACCCCGGUUUCCUUUGAAUCCACCACUGUGAGCAAUAAUACUGCCUUCCAGGAAGAAAUGAUCUCACAUGUAAGAUAUACGCUGGCAAACAAAGUCAACCUCGUUUACAAACCUCAGUCAACCUAUCAAUGAUAUAGAUAGACUAUGCAACCUUGGACUUGCCUUUUCAAAUAACUAAAUGGAUACAGAGAGACUUGUAGCAAGUCCAAUGCAACCUAUGUUCUUACAUGACCUCUUCUGGCGUGCAGUCCAGUUACCGUGCAGGGAGGGCAGUGGCUCAUGAAUGAACUCAACAUGACCUUCAUCAGUUGAAGAAAGUUGCACCCAUGAAUUAAUCCCUCCAUUCAUCGAAAGGAUUACAAGUUGAGGAAGCAUGUUACAGCAAGUCUCAAAUUUAUCUAAAUUUAUGUCAGGUUUUUAUUUCCAUAGGAUCAGCAUUUGUUUUCGCAAGAUUAAAUAAGAAAACACGGAUCUAGGUUAGAAUUUAUCGACACAACGAAAGUUGUGAAGUUCAUGUGUUUUUCAGUCAAUUUUGCUGUGAUUCUUUGAAAACAUUUUGGUAGUUAGUGAUAUCGAAUCCGUAGAGUUAUUCAGUAAUGGUGUAAUAAAUUAUAGUUAUAAAGAGAAGUGCCAAAAGAGCGUUUCCAUCAUUUUCCAGACACCUGCAGGGUGUGGCACCAAAAUCCAUUCAUUACCUUGCACCCUCGAAUCCUUGCAUCUAAAAUCCGUCCUUGGUUGUCACUGGUUUUGAAAUAAAGCACACUGCCGAUUAUCCUAUGAAUUUCAACAUCCCUCCCAGUUACCCUACGCCCUAACCUAGAGAGGAAGUGUUUGGAGGAAGGGAGUUAUUUACAAAAAAUUGACCAUAUAGACCUUGUUAGAUACCUAUUUUCCGUCAAAUUUUAGCCUGACCUUAUGACAAACAGUGAAGUAAAUAAAUGAAAAAUGGGAAAGGGAAAUAAUGCAACUAUAUAAAGAAUACUUUUUAUUCAUAUCAAACAAGUAAAUCUGUUUGAAUUUCAUCAGUAUCAUUUUAAUUCAUUUAGGUAGUAACUAUAACGGUAUUUUUGCGAUGUUUUGUGGUUUAGAAGUAAGUGGGCUUAAAUUUGUAUGUAGCUAAACAUUGUUACUGUAAAUGACAUAAUUAUAAACUACGUCAUUAUAUAUGUAUGGCAGGUGUC